Molecule: messenger RNA, 1399 nt
Organism: Didymella exigua CBS 183.55
Lineage: Eukaryota; Fungi; Ascomycota; Dothideomycetes; Pleosporales; Didymellaceae
Exons: 2
Coding region: 86-1309 (407 amino acids)
Source: RefSeq, a predicted model, not a curated record
UGACAACCGCAGGCUCUCACCUACGGCCGGCUCAGGGGUUUUCGCGAUCAAAGCAGACAAGAAGAACACACCAAUCAUCCGUAAGAUGAUGCCCAAUGGUCAAACCCACCCAACGGAGAUCUGUAGUGCUAUGUCUGUCAAUACAAUGCUGGGGCAGGUCUGUCUGGAUGCGGGGUACACGGAGCCUGUCACAGCUUAUACUUUCAGGCGAGGUGUUGCCAACAACAUGGAAGCCACUGCAAGCUCCAAGAGUACUAAGGAAGCCCUUGGCCACAAGGGUGACCGCGUUUGGCACCAUUAUGCAGCGCCUACCAUAACUGUUGAUGCCCAGAACGUAGCCUACAACAAGCCGGAAGACGCUUCGCAUGCAAGAUUCAGUCAUAGUAUUGCCGUUACUCGGGAUGUCGCUGCUUUCAAGCCGUCCGGAUCGCAAAUGGGCAUUGCUGGCGUCGUCUCCAAAGAUGGCAUGUUGAGAGCCAGAUCUGACCAAAGCCCACGCACAGAUAGAGCGACAUUUCGAAAAGCACUCAAGCUACAGCAUCGAAAGGAUCGCGAAGAGUACAUCUCAAGAGCUGGAAGCAUGCUGGCACAAGGAGAGAGUGAAUUAGAUUCUGAUGUCCAAGAACGCGGCGAUCCUGAAAUCGUGCCAUCUUUCCAGCGACCAGAAUCUUCGCCUGUCUUCAAGCAGAUGCUGAAAUACAACUCUCUACAGGUUCGUGUCAUAGAAACCCUACGGACAGCAGAGAGGGCCUCUCUUGGAGAGUGUGUGAAGCCUCUAAUGGCCCUUGCCAAUACAAAGCCAUUUCGACCUUUCUAUCCGGACCCCGUCCUACCGCCCAAGAAGGAUGGCGACUGUCCCUACUGCAACCAGGAUAUUUCGCAACGCCAUUGGGGUCGCGGUCGUCGCGCAAUACAUUUGCUACAGUGUCAUCAGAAGAACAACCCCGUGCGCUUCUGUUUGCAAUGCGCCAUGUUCGUUCACGAUAAGCUGUGGCCUGACCAUCAGUGUAUAGAUUUAAACGAGCGCCGUAAGAUUUUUGGAGUGAUAACAUGGCGGAAGUUGGUUAUUGGUGAGGGUCGCUGUCCGUACGGUGGCGGCCAAUGCUGCGGAAGGGGACCUUUCAUGGAUUCCAAAGCUCUCAAAACCCAUAUUGAGGGUGUUCAAAUCAAGCAACAGCCAGAAGGAGCCCACUCUUGUCCAGCAGAGGGCUGUGGUCUAGUAGCACCAUCAAAGAAUGACCUACGGCUCCAUUUCCAGAAGACACACUACAUCAAGAUGUGGCUUUCAGCCGCGACCAUUUCAAAGUAGAUCUAGACAAGAACGCUGGGCUCUGAUCAUUGAUGAUAGAAUUCGGUUAGAUGCUACAACUGCGCCUUCGCCUCUUUGGUGAUAAUGAUU